AUGAAGAAGAAAACAGAGGAAGUUGUCAUCGAUGGAUGUCCCAGAAAACCUCCUAGAUCCAGAAAGAGGAAAAGCUCAUAUGACAAUAACGACACCUGCAAUGGAAAAUCUGUAAAGGGGAUGAGCGUUGAUAAUCACAUAGUAGAUGGUGCAGAGGAUCCUAAAACAACCACAACCAGAAAAACGAGAAAACGAAGAGCAUCAACUCAAACCAUCAAAAAACCUUCCAACACGAAAACUCAAGCAUGUGUACCAGUAAGAACAAUUUUUAGCAGAAUCUUUGAUGGUGUUAACAACAUAAAUACAAGCUCUGUAAGGGCUACGAGUUUGAAACGCGUCGAUAUUAAUGGUUCCCCAUUGUUUACAAAACCGACUUUCCAAGUGCCUGAUAGAACACCAGUAAGUGCUGUCACACUGAACAGUCAGAAGCGAACCACACGUGGUCGGAAGUUGAUGCGAGAUCUUUCCAUCUGCAAACAAUUGAGACGGAAACAAAAUGUAGUAGCCCAGAAACCACGGAAGAUGAGUUAUCAAAUGAUGAAUCAAGUUGUUCAAAAGACAAACCUUGCAGGAUGUGAUCAGCCUCAACCGGAAUUCGCAGAGGUUAGAUCCAAGAAUCCACGAAAGCCGUGUGUCCAAGCUGAAACUAAGAAACAACCAAACUCGACAAAAGGAACCAGAGCGAGGAGGAAAGUGAAAACAAAGGAACCAUUAAAACUUGAAUAUAAUGAUGAGGGUGAUAUGACAUAUCGUUGCACUCACUGUGAUGCUAAGUUUUGGUAUGGUGAACGUAUCAACAAGAAGAAGAGGUCACGCAAUCCAGUCUUCACGCUUUGCUGUAUGCAGGGACAAGUAACGUUGCCGUUGCUAAAGGAUCCUCCUCCUGAAAUUAAAAAUUUGAUUUAUGGAGAUGAUGAAUUAAGCCGACAUUAUCAGAAGCACAUCAGGCCUUACAGCAUGCUUUUUUCCUUUACUUCAAUGGGUGGAAGAGUUGAUCAUUCUGUAAAAAAAGGGAGGGGUCCACAAAUGUUUCAGUUGCACGGAGAGAAUUACCAUUUAAUGGGCAGCAUGAUUCCACAACCUGGAGAUUAUGCAAAAUUCUAUCAGAUGUAUAUUGUUGACAUGGAGAAUGAGAUCGAAAAUAGGCUCACUUUCCUCAGCAAGGCUAAAAAUGCACAAGAAUCAACUAAGAAGAACCGACUACGGAAGGAAAUCAUUGAAUUGUUCGUCAAGGUCUUAGAUGAGCACAACCCGUACGUGAAGACAUUUCGGUCUGCAAGAGAGAGAUUCAACACUGACCCUGAGCACAGUUUUCACAUGAGGAUUAUAAGUGAUCGUGUUACUGAUGGAAGAACUUACAACACUCCUACGGCUUCUGAGGUUGCUGCAAUCAUUCCCGGAGAUUUCAAUUUUGACAUGGGGAAGAACCGUGAUAUAAUCCUACAAAAACAAUCCGGAAAGCUGAGGCGUAUUAGCGAGAUUCAUCCGUCGUAUAUCCCACUACAAUAUCCUACGUGUUUCGUUUAUGGAGAAGAUGGUUUCAGGCUUGGAAUUAAGAAAGCAGAUUCAGUUUACGGGAAAAAAAAUAAGAAGGAAAACAUCUCUGUUAGACAGUUUUUUGCUUUCCGUCUAUUUGAAAGAACAAAAGAGUCUAACCAUCUCUUACACUCGAGGAGGCUGUUUCAGCAGUACUUGGUCGAUACCUACACCAUGAUUGAGACUAACAGGCUUACCUAUCUGCGGAUGAACCAGACAAGCUUGAGAUCAGACAGUUAUGACUCAAUCAAACAAGCUGAAGACGCAGGUGUCAUUGAAAUGGAGGAACAAGGUAAUAAGUUUUACUUGCAUGCGUCUUUCACUGGAGGACCAAGGUAUAUGAGGGAGUUAUAUUUCGAUGCGAUGGCGAUAUGCAGACAUUAUGGUUUCCCGGAUUUGUUCAUCACAUUUACAUGCAAUCCUAAAUGGCCAGAACUAACCCGAGAGCUUGAUGGUACAAAUCUGAAACCUACGGAUAGAGCUGAACUCAUCUGCAGGCUGUAUCAUAUAAAACUAGCGUCACUCAUGGAAGACUUGACGGAUAAUGGACUCCUAGGCCAAACAGUUGCGUCAAUGUAUACAAUAGAAUUUCAAAAACGAGGACUGCCACAUGCUCACAUUCUUCUGUUUAUGCAUCAGAAGUGCAAGUUUCCAACUACGGAUGAUAUCGAUAAGAUUAUAUCAGCAGAGAUACCAGAUAAGGUGGAGGAGCCAGAACUAUAUGAAGUUGUGAAGGAUAUGAUGAUUCACGGUCCUUGCGGUAAUGUGAACAUAAACUCACCAUGUAUGGAAAAUGGAAAAUGUUCAAAGCUAUUCCCGAAAGCUCAUGCAGAGAGAACCAAGAUAAGCAAAGAUGGCUUCCCAAUAUACAGGAGACGGGACCAGCCAGCUGCUAUUAAGUACUUAUUUAAGUAUAUCAACAAAGGAUCAGAUCGUGUUGCUGUCGUUGUUGAGUCAGCUGAGCAGGCCACACUUGGUGAAGAAGCACGGCAGAAAAAGAAAAAUGGGAGACCUACUAAUGGAGCUAAGCAGACUGAAGAUAGUUCUGAGUCCACUGAGAAGGUUGAGCAGGUUAACGAGAUUAAAGACUAUUUUGAUUGCCGGUUUGUAGGUGCUACAGAAGCUGUAUGGAGAACACUGGGGUUUAAAAUACAUCAUAGAUCUGUGUCUGUGGUUAAACUCACUUUUCAUUUAGAAGGGAAACAGUUGGUUAUCUUCAAAGGGAAGGACAAGCUGGAAAGGGUUGUUACACGAAAACUGAUCGAGAAGACUAUGAUGUUGGCUUGCCAGAAACGUUGGAAAGAAAGGGAGACAGGUUUUGCAAUUGGCAGAAUCAACUAUGCCCCAAGGAAGAUUGAAGAUGCUUAUUAUUGUCGGGUGUUGCUAAAUGUUGUCCGUGGUCCCACAUGUUUUGACGACAUCAAGACAUACAAUGGAGUGCUAUAUCCGAGCAACAAGGAUGCGUGCUAUGCCAGGGAGUGCACUUACCUUUUCGGUCAAGGGCCCAUAAAGAACUCCAGAGUUAAGCGUGCUUGGGCUGGAGUAGUGGAAGGAUGA
This is a messenger RNA of Microthlaspi erraticum, 3093 nucleotides long. Lineage: Eukaryota; Viridiplantae; Streptophyta; Magnoliopsida; Brassicales; Brassicaceae. The record is from the annotation of a GenBank genome assembly.